Messenger RNA from Cydia splendana, 6619 nucleotides. RefSeq lists its product as uncharacterized. NCBI's taxonomy places the organism in Eukaryota, Metazoa, Arthropoda, Insecta, Lepidoptera, Tortricidae. The coding region runs from base 144 to 6464 and encodes 2106 amino acids. The record is from RefSeq and is a predicted model, not a curated record. The transcript has 6 exons.
AAACAAGCUUGCAUUGUUUUGUUUAUCGAAGACGUCAAGUUUUUAAAAAUGUUUUGGGAAACCGUUUACGAGUAAAUUGCGAUGGUUUGGUUGUUUGUUAAAAUUUGUUCUGGACGACAUUUCCGAAAGCAUUUAUUGAAAUAAUGGAAGAUGAAGCUGCCAGUGGAAGUAACGCAGAUUUAUCAAAAUUGUUGAACGAUUCGGACGAAAGACCACGAUCGGCCGUGAACUCGGUGGUUCUUGACUAUUAUAAAAAGUUUGGAAGGAAAAGGGAUUUAGAGCAGUAUUUUUCUUUAACAACUGCACAGAGUGAUAUUAGGGACCCGAGGAGCUUAUUUUGGCGAAGAAUGAAAGAACAAAGUGAUACGUCAGACUCGGGUGAAAAGAAGAGUGAAUCUUCAAACGAAAUUUGCAGGAUUUCGAUUAAAUGCUCCAUUCCAGAGAGGUCUGAAACGGAGAGACGGGUAUCACCAUUGAAUGAUGAGUCUGAGUCCCCACCGAUCAUCACUGAUGUCUUACCAGCUGCUUCACCUUCUGGAGAUGAAUCUGCUGAUGACAAUCAUUCACAAAAAUCUGCUGAUGCAACUUUAGACACCUCCAUAAACAAGCCAUUAUCACCAACGAGUAGUAUAACCUCACAGCGGAAGCUAGAGUGGGAUUCUUUGGCAGAUGUUGGCUACGGCAAUGAAAGCGACAAAAAAACAUCUGCUUCAAGUCUAAGCACUUUAGAAAGAGAAGUUCUGGCACAGAAACAACACUUUACACUUGACUAUAAACAAAGUAGUGACUUAGGAUUACCUACAGCCCAUUCCACUCCAGUAGACCCAAAUGACAGUAAUCCGAAAACCAAAAAAGGACUGGGGAAGAAAACAAUAUCAAUUUCAAGAAAAGAUGUGGACUUUGUUGAAGUAAAUGUACCACAUAACAUGGAAAACGUUCAACCGAUCAAUGUUAACUUGACAAAACAAUUUUCUGUUAAUUUGCAAAAAGAUGGUGGCAUGACUAUUGACAAUGUUAAAAAAGAUAUUUCUAUUUCACCCGAAAAAAAGAUUGACACUGAAACGAACACAGGAGUAAAGUUUGAUAAAGAAAUACAAACAUCAUUAUUGAGAUUGAAAGAAAAAGACAAAAGUUCUAAUGAUUGUUUAGAGAGAGCUACUACUUCUGCACCUAAAAUUCCGAUUCUGAUAGGCUUAAACACACUGCGACGGAAGCAAAGGCGGAAGAAAAUUAGGAAAUCAAGAACAAAACUGAAAAGUAAACAGAAACUUAUUAGAAGAAAAGAAGUCAUAGCUGAGAAAGACAAAAGUGCUGAACAAGUAUCAGAAGCUGAAAGUUUUGAAUACAUGCCAGGACACGUGUAUAAUCAAAAUCAAUUAAGGAAGCAAGAUUCAAACAUAUCUAACAAUAACAAUAAUAAUGUGGGCAACAAAUCAAGCCUUGAAUCAAGCGCAGUUCACACUACUGAUUCAAGCAAAGAAUCAAAAUAUUCUUUCAGCAAAGACCUUGAUAACACUUUAAAUGUUCUCAAAUCAGCAUUGAAAGAUAAAUAUGAUUCUAACGUAAAAAAGAAGCUUGUGACAGAUAUAAUUCAUAGACUUCUAAAAUCAAACUAUGGGGAGGGUGAAGAUACACCUGAGUUUUUAUCUGUUUUGAGUUUAACUACCAAGAAAACUCCAACAACCAGUACUUCAGAAGCAGAUAACACUGAAGGAAAAGUGGUACAUUCAAAACCCAAAAAAUCAAUACUUAGAUCAAGUAAAUUUGAUCCUCGAAAUGUAGCUUCCACUUCACAAAGCGCACCUAAUUUACCAUCUGUAGUAGAAAGUGACAAACUUGUGACAACAUAUUUAUCAAAAAUAGUGUCAUCAACUACUACCGAAACUGACAUAUCUAAUAAUUCAGCAAAAGAUGUAACUUCCUCUGAUACAGUAUUCGCUAUAACAUCAUCACAAGAACUUUAUAAAAAAUAUAUUAGUGCUCUUAAAAAAGAAGAGGCAUAUAAACAGCAUUUGCGAGACAAAGAAUUGUUUUUGAAACAGAAACUUGUUAGAACAGAACCUGCGAAAAAAGUACCUGCGCGUCUUGAUAUCAGCAAGAAUAGUAAUUUAAAGGAUCUAAUUAAAGAUUUGACCAGAAACAACUAUGAUGAUGGCUCAGGUGAUGCAAGUAUAUUAGAAGGAGGGAGUUCAAAUUUCGACAUUAUUAGACAAAGAGUACCUAAAAAACACAGAAGUCAUUCUGUAUUUACUUUGUCUUCAGGAAAUUCUGAUAUGCAAGACCGGACUUGUAAUGCUAAAAUUAGAAUGCAGAAAAACAAUGUGAAUUCACCAAGAGAAGAACCUAAUAAAUGGCAAAAAAAUUUAGCUGGAUCUUGCAACAGACCUGCUGUAACAGACAGCUCCGUUCAAGUAAAUAUAAAUGUUCAUGAUAAACCAAACUCAUGUAAUCCACCUAAAUUUGCUGAAGAAGAAAAAUAUGUUUGCUUAUACACUGAAAAGACACAAACUUGUCACCACAGACCUGAUGAAGUUGAGGUAUAUAAGUGCCCUAUCUCAAAGCCAGUACUUAUAUCUAAAAGCCGUGUAACUAAUCAACAAUUGUGUGGAGUACAUUCUGCUAGUUCUUCAUCAAAAAAUGAUAUAAAUACUGAAUCUUGUAGUAAACAUCCAAAAAAAGAUAAACCCAUAGCUUGCACAAGAUGUUUACAAACUAAACUUAGUGUGCAUCCGAAUAUUUCAGACCCCUCAGAGUCAGACUUAAAUGUCAUAGAUAGUGCAGAAUGUGUCAAACUGAUUAACGAGCUAUACAGAAAAGUUUCCAAGACUGGUUCAGAAUGCCAAUGUUCAACUGAAAAAGACUGCUAUUCAUAUACCUGCAAAUCUUCGAAGGAUAACAUACAUCGCAAUGAUAGAGGAGAACAAGAUAAUCUAAUUGAAGAUUUAAACCAAAUGGCACCUAUUAUAGAUCAGAAACCUGUAGAAGAGAAUGUUAUUCAAAGUUGUGUUGUAUGCCACAAAACAUUUACAAAUCAGCCUGAAAAUAUUGCAGAUAAUAUAGUAAUUCCUAUACAAGGAACUAACAUGAUGCUAAAAUUGAGCAUAGGUGGAAAGGCACUAAAAGAAGAAGUACACACUGAAAUGCCGGGUAAUGAAAUUACGCUUGAUAGAAAAAUUAUCACAGAUAAAAGAAACCCCAGUCUAAAAGGUUUGUCUAUUUCAGAUGAACAUUCUGAACCUCUGCAAGCCGAUAUGCCAAGCCGAAUAAAUCAAGAAAAAUAUUUAUCAUCUCGAGACCCGGUACAUAGUAAUUAUAAAACUGAAAAAGAAGAUGAGAUACAGAGAAAGAAUAAUGUUGGUAUUUUAACUGAUUCCGGGAUUGCUGGCCGCAGUACUUACCCAAAGAAGGUUCAAAUCAAUGAAAAGAAACCUCUCUUACGCUCUAACACUGAUACGGGGAAUCUUGGAGCAAGUUCCGGUGUGCAAACAGAAACCAUCUUCACCACGGGCAAAGAAACUCGUCCUUAUCUUAGGACACAAACAAAUCAAGAUUUUACAUCAAAUAAGCAAUCAAAGUCGAUGGGUGAUUGCGGAUCGCAACCACAAUCGAUUAAAAGCACACCCAGUCAAAAUAGUGUGUCCGAGAGCUCAAAAUCCAGUACUGGAGAAAGACUCCAUGGCUUUAAUACUUCUAAAAAUAAAUAUUCAGCUGAUUGGCCGAAGUUAAAGGAGCAAAAGGGCUACGAUACUCUCACCGACGAUGGAAAACCCAAAGAUAUUAUCUUAGAAACGAUUAAGGAUAUUACUAAACGGUAUUCGAAAAGGGAUACGGACAAGCGUAGUAAGAAAAAAUGUUUUAAAGAAAUCAUAACUGCAUUAAGUUAUCUUUUGGAUACUGAUGACAGUGGUGAUGGGGAACAAGAAUUUUCACAAAGUUCUAAGGGAGUUCAGUGUUCAAAGCAACAAAGUUCCCAGUAUGAGAGUGCUAACGAUUUUCUUAAAGAUGCAGAGAGAAAAAAGGAAAGAAGUGGUAACAUCCCGGUUUUAGCUGCUAAUGUAUAUCCGCAAAAAAGCAACACAUAUGAGAGAAAUAUUAAAACAGAUUGUUCAAGUCGCGGGAGUAGACAAAGUAGACGUUUUAGCGAGGCAAGUGGAGUCGCCAACCCAGAUAAUAUUAUUCGUAAAAUGGAGCAAGCAACCGUCAAGUUUACCUGUGACAAAGGAUGUGGAUGUGAUGGUACCUCUGAAUGCAAUGACUGCACGGGUCAAUCUAUGAAAACUGAUUCGGGUAAUGGUGGUGGAAAAUCUCCGAGGUCAGGCGGGAAUUUAAAAAUUGAAGCAAGCCAAAAAAACGCGCCCUGCUCUACUGUAGUCGAACCAAAGAAUUCUGGUCAAGAAGCCUAUAGAUUAGAAGAGGCUAUACACAAAUCUGCGGAUAAGAAAUCUUGUGCAUAUGAUUCUUUAACAUCCACAAAAGAUAGUGGCAUUCGACCAAGUGAUGUAAAAACUUGCGAUAUAGGUUGUGGGUGUGAUGGCUCCUCAGAAUGCAAAGAUUGUGAAGAUCCUGACUCUCAUAAACAUGGCGGCAGCAGAGGUGACAUAGAAUCUGCGAGACGUAAAACACAUGAAUCUAGGGCCAGUUCACCAAGGGUAACAAAAACUACUUGCGAUAAAGGUUGCGGUUGCGAUGGUUCCUCGGAAUGUAAGGAUUGUAUGGAGCCCCAUUCUCCAAAACGCAAAAGCCCACGCAGAGAGUCAGAAAAACCUAAAAAUCCUCAAGCACGAUGCGGUUCACCAAAGAAAACAAAGAGAACCCGCGAUAAAAGUAGUGGAUGCGAUAUUUCACCAGAGUGCAAUGACUGUGUUGAUUGCCAUUCUCCAAAAUCUCCAACUGGAGAAUGUGGAAAAGAAUCCAGAAAACCUAGAAAAGUAGAUAGAUGUACAUCCCCUAGGAAAUCAGAAACCUGUGACCGAGGGUGUGGAUGUGAUGACUCAUCAGAGUGCAGCGAAUGUGUUGAAUCUCGAUCCCCAAGAUAUGGGAUUGGAAAAUGUAGAAAAGGAUCAGUGAAGCCUAAAAAGCAAGAGAGAUGCACUUCACCUAGGAAAGCGGAAACUUGUGACAAAGGGUGUGGAUGUGAUGGCUUAUCAGACUGCAACGAAUGUGUUGAAUCCCAGCUUCUAAAAUGUAGAACUGAAAUAAAAGAAUCUAAGUUUAAAAAACAAAGUAGAAGCACUUCACCUCGAAGACCAGAAGCCAUUGACAAACGUUGCUUGUAUAGUAGUUUAUCAGAGCGCGAAGAUUUAUCAAAGCCUAAACAACGAAGCCGAUGUAACUCGCCCAAAAAACUACGAACCACGUGCGAUAGAAGUUGCGGCUGCGUUGGUACUUCAGAAUGCAAGGAAUGCAGUCAUAAAACUGGUACAUGUGACAGAGAAAGGAACAAAAGACAAGACGCAAAGAAAUUUGUCAAUAAAUGCGUGCAGUCUACCGUAAGACGAGUAAAAUCUUUAUACUCUCAUCACUGUGACGAUUCCUCAGAUAUUCCGGUUUCUACAGACCCACCGUGUUGUUCUCCUACGACUAAACUUGUACAUAAGAUUAAGAAGGAAUGCGAGAAAUAUCAAAAGCGUUGCAAAGCUUGUAAGAAAUGUCAAGCGUCCAGCACAACAACGGUAAGUUGCGAUCAUUGUAGACGUGAAAAGUCCCACUACAGACACCAUAGAUGCAGAUAUCAUAGAAGUAAAUCCACGGAAAAUAUUAAAAAGAAAUGUGUCGCAUACAAUUUAAUUGUUCAAACGUCAGAUAGUUUAAUAAGUGAGGAAGCAGUUUUUGAACGAUAUCGCCCAUUGCAGAAUGUUAUAGUGAGAGUCCCCAAAUACAAGCAAGCGAACGUGCCUUUCAAAGAAGCUUGUUCUAAAAUAGAACAGAAAUUGCCGUAUUGUGAUGCACGCUUUGAACCUAAAGGCAGGUCUCAAAGCUGGCCCAAUGAGUGCGGAAUUUCUAGUACGGAUGACGUCAAAAUAGCAAAUGCGUGCACUGUCAGGGAUUACUUGGAGAAAAACCGACCUGACUUUGUGGACAGAUGCGAAACCCGUCAAAACUGCAUCAGGAUGACAAGCGAGUCUAGAGCCAAGGAACGCUCAGAGCUGCGAGAACAAUUGGUGGGACUGGGGUCCUUGCCAACAUUGAAUGAUGAAGAGCUAAUAUAUCUAGCGAAGCAACUUGGCUCAAGACGUAAACGACCGCUGCAACAAAAAAUUAUGAGCGAAAGAGAAAUGAAAAAACAUUCUGAGAAGAUAUACAAAUCGCUGCCUGAAGUAGUACAAAAGAAAGAAGAGGCUAAAAAGGAGAAUAUUAAGAAAACUAAUUUGCUGAUGGCGAACAUUUUUAAAAAGAAUCUGCAAAAGAAAGCACUGAGCGGUGAUGUAAACAUAUCAAACUACAGCCAAGUUGUGAAAAUUUGACACAUACAAAGUAAGAUUGUUGCUAUAUUUCAAUGAUUCUACUAAAAGGCAUUAAUAUAUAUUUGACGUUUUUAUGGCGUGUAUUUUAUACAAUGUGUUUGAUUGGUUAUAUCUUUGAUGUUUGAGAAAUAAAUUUAUUCCAUGAUAAUCUUGCA